AUGGUUUACUGUAGAAUGGGAAGUGGUGGACAAGGGGGAAAGAGGCUGGGACUGAAAUCACUACAACCUUAUGAUAGUCCUGAUAAUAAUAAUGGUGGCUACAACAGAUCACCAAGAAAUCGAUCAAAAGAUUUAGUUCAAGUCCUUAUGAUUAUGAUUAUAGAAGAAUCAGCAACAAUUAGACCCAAGAUACCAGCAAUAUUUAAGCACCCAUUAGACCUGAUAUUGUUAGAGUGGUUCAUACCAAUAUUUCAAAAAAUUACUGAUCACACUGUAGCACAUAUCCAUCAUGUAUCUGGAGGCGGAACACAUUCUUUUAGCAAAAUGUGUCAUAGAGGAUGUAUGUUUGCACCUAUAAAAAUUUGGCAUAAAUGGCAUGUUAAAACCAAUUUAAAUCAAAAAAUAUAUGUCACUGUGUCAUUGUUAGCAGCAUCAUCAAUUUCAGAUUUGGUUUUAACACAUGGACAUAGAAUUGAAGAGGUUCAAAAGAAGCUCCAUUGGUGA
Messenger RNA from Entrophospora sp. SA101, 504 nucleotides. Lineage: Eukaryota; Fungi; Glomeromycota; Glomeromycetes; Entrophosporales; Entrophosporaceae. The record is from the annotation of a GenBank genome assembly.